Messenger RNA from Dermatophagoides pteronyssinus (European house dust mite), 1442 nucleotides. RefSeq names its product Ras converting CAAX endopeptidase Sras (gene Sras). Lineage: Eukaryota; Metazoa; Arthropoda; Arachnida; Sarcoptiformes; Pyroglyphidae. The record is from RefSeq and is a predicted model, not a curated record. Gene Ontology annotation, biological process: CAAX-box protein processing. Gene Ontology annotation, molecular function: metalloendopeptidase activity. Gene Ontology annotation, cellular component: endoplasmic reticulum membrane.
AUGUCUUCAAUGUUGUUUGAUUCGAAUGAUGAUUAUGAAACAUCGAUAAAAUUCAAAUCAUUAUUAAUGUCAAUAUUUUUAUCAAUAUUAUAUCCAUCAUCAUUAUAUGUUUGGCGUGAUACAUUACGUAUUGAUCGUAAUGAUCCAUUUAUAAUAAAAAGAAAUUUUUUUAGCUUUACAAUUGCAUUGUUGAUAUCAUCAAAAUUAUUAACCAUAUUUCGUCAUUCGACUGGUACUGUUCCAGAUAAUUAUCAUUCAUUUUAUGAUUAUUUUAUCUAUAAACAUUACCAGAAUAAUUGGAAUCUAUUUAUCGAAUGUAUAUUUCAACCGUUAAUAUUUAUAACAAUAUUAUUUAUUGGACCAAUUUGUUGUGAUUUAAAUCUAAAUGAAAUAUUAAAUGAUGAUAUUCCACGUAUAGAUAAACAAUAUUUUCGUCAAUUAUUACGUUCAUUUGAUAAUCAAUCAAUAUUGAAAAUAAUAAGAAAUCUUAUUGUUGCACCAUUUACUGAAGAAUUUUUAUUUCGUGGUAUUCUUUUGGCUAUUCUGUCGCCAUUUUGGUCAAAAUUUUCAUGUAUCCUGAUAUCAUCAAUAUUAUUUUCAUUAAUGCAUUCACAUUCAUGUUUAGCUAAAUAUGUUUGUGGUAAUUCUACAACAACAACAAAUUUUGAUGAUGAUUUUAUAACAACAAUUAUACAAUGUAUUUAUACCGGUUUAUUUGGUAUUAUUGCUUCCGUACAAUAUCUAUCAUCUGGACAUUUGAUUACACCAUUUUUAUUACAUUUUUUCUGUAACUUGAAUGGUUUACCUGAAUUUAAUCGUAUAUUUGAAAAUCGUUUCUAUUCAAUACUAACUACUAUUGGUUUUUUUAUUUGGUUAUAUUAUUUUCUUUUUCGAAUGAUAAUAAUGGAUAAAUUAAAAAUUCGUACCAUCCAACAUUAUGAACAUCAUAAUCGACAACAAUUAUGUCAAACAAGAUCCAGAUAUCGUCAAGGUAGAAAAUUAACUGCAAUAAAAGUUUUUACUAUUGCUGAUGAAUCCCGAUAUAUUCUAAUACAAAAAGUACCAAAAUUAUCUGGUGUUAAUGUUCGUAAGGAUUUACGUGAAAUUUGUGAAAAAUUCGGUAAAAUUGAACAAUUUGAAUUGGUUAAUUAUCCCGAUAACAUCGAAGAACAUCGACAAGAAUCAUUUGAAAAUAUUUACCUAAUUAAAUAUGAUCGAAUAACGGAUGCAAUUCGAGCGAAAAAACAUCUGGAUGAUCGUGAAUUUCUUGGAUCAAUUUUACAUGUUUGUUAUUCACCUGAACAUGAAACUAUGGAUGAUAUUCAGAAAAAAUUAUCCGAACAUAAACGUUAUGUUGAUAUAAAAUUAGCACAAUAUAAAAAUUUAUUGAAAAAAAAGAAGAAAGAAAAUUAAUCAUUUAAAAACAACUACGUUCAAUUCGA